Messenger RNA from Suillus subalutaceus, 1619 nucleotides. RefSeq lists its product as uncharacterized. The transcript is spliced from 7 exons. Bases 109 to 1425 code for a protein of 438 amino acids. NCBI's taxonomy places the organism in Eukaryota, Fungi, Basidiomycota, Agaricomycetes, Boletales, Suillaceae. The record is from RefSeq and is a predicted model, not a curated record. Gene Ontology annotation, molecular function: ubiquitin conjugating enzyme binding; ubiquitin binding. Gene Ontology annotation, biological process: ubiquitin-dependent protein catabolic process. Gene Ontology annotation, cellular component: cytoplasm.
CGAUGACAGCGUAUGACUGCGCAUGCGCCGCCACGACCUACUCCGCAACAGACUCUCAUCCUAUAAAACCGACCACCAAGAUCACAUGUACAGACAGUUCUUACAACGAUGACCCAGACAAACGAGGACCAAGUUAUUGAUGGCCAGCCUCGAGAUAUAGCAAACCCUGCCUCACCAUCACCGCCUUCAGAUUCAGAGGACUCGCAUCAGUUUCCUCCAUCACCACCAGGAAUACACGAUAACCAACAACAACCCCCGCCUGUCUUCGCAGUAGCUCCUUCGCCAUCCCAAUCACCAGAAGCUGGUGAAAUGAUUACUCUUUCGCCCCAACCUCCUGCUAUUACUCAGGCCGAAGGCAUCCCGAACCUUCCGCAGCGUCCUCUUGAUGUCGAUGUGGAUCCACGCAUCGCGAGCCUGCACGCCAUGUUCCCAGAUUUUGAUGACUCCCUACUAUCUUCUGUACUUCAGAGUGUCAACGGUGACCAGGAUCUGGCAAUUGAUACACUGUUGGGGAUGAGUGACCCCGAUUAUCGUGAGCCUACUCAGACUGACCUAGACGAGCAACUCGCUCGACGUCUCAUGCUUGAGGAAGAGCAAGCUGCGCAGAAUCAGUGGCGCCCUCCGCAGCAGGAACAAGGGCCCCAAUAUUACCAGUCGAGACAGUCUGCUAGUCGAGACCGGGCAGGUGGAGAUGAAACCGGAAGGUAUACCGGUACGGCGCAGGUGGUUACUCCACCGCAACGGGACACUAUGACAGAGUUCCAAGAUGGUUUCAACAAGAUAGCAGAGACUGGCAAGAAGACAUUCUCUUCAAUCGUUUCAAAAGUCAAAGCGAAGAUGCAGGAAUACGAUCAGGGCCAGGGAGCUUCCAGACAGGAUACACAGCCUACGUGGGGUCAAUCAUCUCAACCUUCGUGGGGCAGUGGACAACCCACGCAAUCCCAGUACCAGUCAUCAUACCAUGAUCCCAAUCCGCAACACCAGGAAUCCUACUAUGACCCCAAUCCACCGGUCGACAGUGGAAUUCGUGGAAGCGGGUGGCAAUCUCCUCCCCGUCCCGGCGGUGGCAACGCAAAUCCAAGGACGAACUCUGUUCCUACUCUCGCCCCAAGUGCGACGUACGUUCCUCCGAACUUCGCCACCAAGCCUAUACCGAACCCUACGUCCGUUGCAAGCAGUAGCCCAACCUAUGCAGGAUCAUCGACGUAUUCGCCGCCGACCACAGGCAUGGGCACAUCCCCUCCGCCUGAACUUGCCCGGCGGUCGGGUGACACCUCAAGGCCGCCGUCCACGGGUGUUGCUAAAUUUGGACUUCUGCCCAAACGACCUGUAUCACUCCUCCGGGAACAGCCUCCACCUACACACAGAGACGAUAGUGACGAUGAAUUGGAAUACACGGAAAAUCCGUUCGAGGAGAGGAGGUAAUCAAGUGGCCAUUAUGGGGUAACGAAUCGGAAUCAUCUGUGACUGCGACCGCUGAUGGACUAUAAAUUACGGCGCGUACUGUACUAAGCUGCAAUGUUUCACGCAAAGAGAUGUCUUUUCUGGUAAUCGGUAUCUACUUCUUUGACUGUUGGUUCCAACUGGUUAAUGGCUCGUCGCAAAAUGGACAAACACGC